Messenger RNA from Acanthosepion pharaonis, 5814 nucleotides. NCBI's taxonomy places the organism in Eukaryota, Metazoa, Mollusca, Cephalopoda, Sepiida, Sepiidae. The record is from the annotation of a GenBank genome assembly.
AUGGUCCUCUUCCUUGGGACCGUCCUACAAACAGGACUUGCCGAUCAACCGCCUGUAUUUACUCAUUACAUGAACGAUGAAGAAUUGUUAGAAGACACAAAACCAGGUGAAAUUGUGUACACACUGAAAGGCUACGAUCCCGAGGGGCGCCGGGUAAAGUUUGGCGUAUUUGGAGAAGUAUUUUCCGUCCAACCAAACACUGGUGAAGUUACAUUGAAGCGACGUUUAGAUUUUGAGAGAAAUCAGGUUUUGAUUGUAGUUUUUACAAUCAGCGAUGGCAUUAACGUGGGCAAGAAAACGGCAACAAUUUAUCUGAAAGAUGUCAAUGAUGUCAAACCCACUUUUACGAAAUCGACCUAUUUUACAGAGAUCAAAGAGUCUUUUCCAGUCGGUGGCACUGUCAUUAAAGAUAUCAGCGUCACAGAUAAUGAAGGAGUUAAUAGUUUGAUCACUGUCACCUGUAACCCAGGAGUUGCUUAUGUCGAAGACUGUAAUACUUUUCGGGUGGUGCGUACUGGCAAGGAAAGCAGUAACAGUUGGAAAGGUUAUCUGGUUUUGAACAAACCCCUCAACUAUGAAACAAAGAAAAAUUACCAAGUGCCGUUGGUUGCUUUUGACGGCGUCAACAAACAGACGAAAAGCGUAGAAAUUCGAAUUAUCGAUGUUGCAGACAUUCCACCCUACUUUGUCCGAGCAGUGUCCGUCGCUGUGGACGAAGAAACACCAAUAGGUACUGUCAUUACACAGGUAUCUGCCGUCGAUGGCGACAAAUUCUCUCCGCGAGAUCUCAAGUAUUCGAUCUAUAAUAGUACGAAUUCGCACUUUAGUAUUAAUGAAGACACCGGCAGUAUAUCUAUUGCAAAGAGACUUGACAGGGAAGACUGGAUACUUGGUUACAGUGACAUUUAUUUAAAGGUCCAGGAAGUGAUCAGUAAAAACCCUGUUGUGUUAGGAGAUUCAAAUACAACCACUGCCACCACAACCAUUCGUGUCAACAUUUUGGAUAUUAAUGACAACAAGCCGCGCUUCACAGCUUCCUAUGUGGCCACGAUCCCUGAGAAUAUAGCCAACAAUGAAGCAAUACCAAACCUACUAAUGACCGUGAUAGACAAAGAUACGGGUACAAAUGCCAACUAUAUUUUUGAAAUGAGCAAUUACUUCGACACAUUUUAUAUUCAGCCGAAGUAUGGUGAAGGUAUUUCGACCACAGCUAUACGGAUAAAGAAUACAAGUCUCAUCGAUUAUGAAAAGGGGCCAAGACAGUAUGAAUUCAAGGUUAUCGCACGGGAAGCAAAUACGACAGAAAAAUAUUCUGGCUCAACUACGGUAACUAUCUACGUAACGGAUGUUAAUGAUAACGUUCCCAUUCCAAGCAAACCAUUUUAUGAAGUGUCCGUAAAUGAAUUGGCCAAAGCAGGUGAUCCAGUCGCUACUAUAACGGCAACCGACAUAGAUUCAGGGAAAUUGGGAACGAAUGGUAUACGUUACGUCCGGCUAAAAGGAAUGUUUUCAAAUUUAUUUGACCUGAACCAAAUCACUGGCCAAGUGACAGUUGCUAGCUGUGCUACUCCGGGCAAAUACCCUUGUUUGGACUACGAUUAUCGGAAGCAGAUCAAUCUAACUGUGGAAAUUGUCGACAACAAUAACAGCGGGAUGGAUGUACAGAGAUCCCUAGCUAAUUUGAUAAUAAAUGUUAACGACGCUAACGACAAUGUACCUGUGUUUCCCAAUGCGAAUUAUUAUGGGAAAAUUGCAGAAGGAAAUACAGACCCAUCACCGGAAGUCAUUGUUAAGGCAGAGGACGUUGACAUUGCGGGGAGUCCUGUGCGAUAUUCCAUUAUAAAUUCUGAGGUACCUGGAUUGUUUCAAAUCGGUUUAUACAGUGGGAAAAUUACUGCCGUCAGACCUGUAAAAAUAACCGACUCUGGAUCAGAUGUCUAUAUAACCAUGGAAGUGAUAGCGUCUGAUGGUGUAGGAAGUGCCAAAGCAUCUGUGAGAAUUGAAGUUUUAGAUAAAAACGACAACAAACCAGUUUUUAAGCAAAAUAAUUACAAAACAUGCAUCCCUGAAAAUUUUGCUGGUGGGAAGACAGUACUUGCUGUGGUUGCAACCGAUGCGGACAAAGCAGGUACAAGCAACUCAAAACUGUCUUAUUCACUCGCCACUGGGGCUGAGGGACAAUUCACUAUUGACCAAAUGGGCAUUAUUAAAAGUUCUUUCCAGGCGAGAUUUGAUUACGAAACAAAAAAAAUCUAUGCAUUUCAGGUUGUGGCCCGUGACAAUGGCUCUCCUCAAUUGAGUGCUAGUGCUAAUGUGGAAAUUUGCAUCCAAGACAUCAAUGAUGUUUUUCCAGAAUUCAUCCCGUUUACGAUGCAAGUUAACGUCAAAGAAGAUGUUCCUGUUGGAUACAUUUUAAUCAAAUUAAAUGCUGUUGACCUUGAUACCAACUCUCGACUGGAAUACCGGUUUGUAGAUCCAUCCAGUGCUAUUAACCCAAAUGGCGUGCCUGUGGAUAAGAGUCAAUUUGACUACACGUCUUUUUUCAAGUUGGAUGUGAACACUGGAGUAAUUACAACUGCGAAAAUUCUGAAUAGAGACAAUGCCAGCUUAAUUACCCAAAGCUUGAACGUGGUCGAUAUAAAUGGGAUCAAACCUCAAACAGGAACUGGUACUAUUAUCAUCAACAUUCAGGAUGUGAACAAAAUCCCACCCGAGUUUUCCCCUCCAUGGACCGUAGCUCGGCCAUUUUAUAAUGUCGUGCUAAAUGAGGAACAAUCAGUUGGCAGUUUCGUGACUAUCCUGAACGCGGUCGAUAAGGACGGUACUAUUGAAGGCUACAGCCUCAUAGAUACAAACGGAUACUUCUCAGUUAGAAAUGGUGUGGUGACUGUGAGAAAAAGGAUUGAUUACGAGAAAGUUGAAAAUUUACAGUUUAAAGCUCUCGCCUGGGACAACGUCGAGCCGAAAAUGACCGCCACAGCCACCGUGUAUGUCCAAAUUAAAAACAUUAACGACAACUCUCCCCAGUUUUUGAAAUCUUACAACCCAUCCAUCGAGGAAAAUUCACCGGUUGGAACAAAAGUUGUGGUAGUAAGUGCUAUAGAUAAGGACAAAGGUGACUAUGGAAAAGUCCGCUAUGAAAUAAGCGACCCCAAUAGCGCUUUUCAAAUCAAUUUAUUAACAGGUGAAAUUACAGUCAAGAACAGUACGGUCCUUGACCGGGAGAAUGUGAAGCAGAUCAUAAUUUCUGUGACAGCUUAUGACAGCCCCAAAGAUUUUAGUGUUCGACUCAAAACGACUAUGGCAGUGUAUAUUGACUUAAGUGAUAUGAAUGAUAAUCCACCCGUUUUUGAGAAGAAGGUUUAUUACGAAGCUGUUGUCGAGACUAUCCCUGUUGGCUUCAGGAUAAUGGAUAUAUCAGCGCGUGAUAAUGAUAUUCAAAGAAAUGCAAUAGUCACAUAUUAUAAAGGAUCCGGUGACUCAGAAGAUUUGUUCAGCGUGUCCAAAAAUGGGGCAAUCAGCGUGAAAAAGACACUGAUGAAUAAGAUCGGCAAUUAUACUUUUAAAGUAAAUGCUAAUGAUGGUGUAUACACGGAUAUGGCACAAGUAACUAUUGAGGUUUUGAAAGGGGCCAGCAUCCCACCUAAAUGGGUUAUUCCAGCGACAGACAAUUUAGUUGUCCCAAUCUUAGAGAGUCAGUACCUUGGCAUGUUUGUCUACCAAGUGAAAGCACAGGAUCCUGACCAGGGGCCAAGCGGACUAAUGACUUACUCAUUUUUAGAAGACAAAACAGUAACUCAGAAAACGGCGGACUUCAGGAUAAAUCCUAUAACAGGUGUAAUACGCGCAGAGAAAGUUUUUGAUCGGGAACAGAAAGACAUUUAUAAUUUAAUGCUUGUCGUCAAAGAUCAUGGCAAAAAUCCACAGGAAAGUAACAGGCGUCUUAGAAUAAAAAUUCUUGAUGUGAAUGACAACAAACCACAGUUCCCGAUGUCGGAUGGGAAGGUGAUGCCAUAUUCAUUCCAAGUGCCAGAAAAUGCUCAGAUAAGAUACCAUAUUGGUGACGUAAAGGCUUUUGACAGAGAUUUGAACCCGACUAACUUCUACUACAUUUUAUCUGGGAACGACGAAGGAGUGUUUCAAUUAGACGUCUCAACCGGUUCUUUGUAUUUGAUGAAGAAGAUCGAUCGUGAAAUUGCCAGUUCGUAUACUUUGGUUAUCGAAGCUGUUAAUAACAUCACCGAUUUCAACGUUAUAAGGCAGCCAACAACACAUGACACCGACACCAGUAUAACCACAGUGAAUAUUCUGGUAACCGACAUGAAUGACGAAAAACCUGAAUUCACCCAAAAAGAAUAUUAUGGAUGUAUUUCUACUGAGGAUUCUUUAAUGAAGAGCAUUCUAAAAGUACAGGCCAUUGAUAAGGAUUCGGCUGGAAGUUCAGCCAUUGAAUAUACCAUUAAGAACUUUCAGAAAAAUGGUGACUAUUUGAGUGGCCAGACGACGUUUCUAAUUGGGGAAAGAGAUGGCAUUCUUCGAAACACGGAGAUUAUGAGUAAAUAUGAAAAUUCCGUCUUCGCUAUGGAUGUAAUUGCAAACGAUACAGCCAUUUUCGGAAAAACAGAUAAUGCGGAUAUUCAGGUUUUUGUGACAAAGAAAAGUCAAGCAGUGAAGGUUAUCCUCACUCAGCCAUCAGGCGAUGUUUAUUUCUUUAUUGAUCAGAUAAAGAAACUCAUCUCAGAAAAUACUGGAAAUAGUUAUGUUUGCGUAGCGGAUAUCAAAGACCAUAUGUUUCCGAAUGGACAAAUAAGCCAAUAUUGGUCUGAUUUGUUUGUGUACAUUAUUGGCAGAAACACAAAACAACCUCUCCUCGCCGCAGAAUCUGUCAAAUUACUGGGCAAUGCAAAAAAUAAGAAAGAAUCAGCAUUUGGCGGACUCUAUGUGAAUAAGAUAGAGAUGGCUGAAAAAUCAGAAGUCGAAAAAGAGAGGAUUCCUCUGUUGAUCGUCAUGAUUCUAGUGAUUUUGUUCAUUAUUCUAGCUCUGCUUCUAACCUGUGUCGCUUGCUGGUGCAUUGCUCGAUCUAAACGAAGGAAGAUCGAAAAAGCAACCUACGACGAUGCCAUAUUUAAUGCUGACAAUGUCUUUUACAACAAUAUGACUGAGACAAUCGAACAAGUUGAAAUGAUUGAUUCACCACUUUAUUCAACCGUUGAAAAGUCUCAUUCUGAAAUGUUUGGCGUCCCUGACACAGAUCUACCGUUAGAACCUGAACCAGUUAUAGAAUUACCUCUGGAAAUCCCAAAUGAUCCUGCCAUCUACGCUGUUCCCCACAGGGAAUCACUUCCAAUGCCACCGUCAGAAAUGAAUGCUGAACCUAUGCCAGUCAUUGUUUCGAGUUUAAUGGAUCCUGAACCUGUAAUCGAAACAGAACCUGUAGAUAUACUUGAUGCUAAUGGGAUGGAUGCGGCAGGGUCAUCCGGUGACUUGUCGCGAUCUCCGUCACGGCAGUCGUCUUCCAUGAUUCAUUCUGUGCAUUCGUCAUCAGGUGCCGCUUCAGGGAACCUGUCACGUGCGUCGUCAGGUGUGAUUCAUUCAAUACAUAGCUCUUCAGGACCGCAUUCGAUGCGAGCCUCUUUGAGAAGCGAUAUAAAUGAUAUGGAACCAGUGCCGGUUAUUGUAACCAGCCCAGAAAAAUCAGAAAGUCCGACUGAAGCCUUAAAGCAGAUGGACGCCGUCUUUGCUUCUGAAUCACCAACUACGCCUGGAAUUAUGAGUCAAGCGGAGUCAGAUGUCUAUAAUUAUGACAAUAUGUAA